Cyprinodon tularosa is the source of this 1792-nucleotide messenger RNA. RefSeq lists its product as uncharacterized. The transcript is spliced from 6 exons. The coding region runs from base 420 to 1268 and encodes 282 amino acids. The record is from RefSeq and is a predicted model, not a curated record. NCBI's taxonomy places the organism in Eukaryota, Metazoa, Chordata, Actinopteri, Cyprinodontiformes, Cyprinodontidae.
GUACCAUUUCUAAAGCCCCCAAAAUAUAAAAUUGUAGGUUUAUUUUUAAUAAGUUGAAAAGCAACAGGCAGUAGUGGGGAACUAAGCAGCCAAUUUAUUUUAAAAACACAGCAGACAAAUACAUAAUGUGGAUGAUGAUGUACUAAAGUUCAUUUUUAAAAUACAGCUAAUAAACUCUGAGGACAUAUCUGCAUCCCAUGCACCAUUAUAGCAACAUGCACAUUACUUAUGACACACUAACAGUAUUUUUGUCUAAUGCAAAAAAGAUGUAAAGAUCUGAAUUUGAAUGAAUAUCUGAGGUAACGGCUCUUAUAUUUGAAUUAGGGAGUGAAAUUAAUGCAGUUCUGUGAAGCAGUGGAGGAAGCAGAAUUCACUCAGGAGAUUAAGUGAACAUCAGAGCGGAGCGAGGACCUGCUGAGAUGCUGUGGAGUUUGGUUUUCAUCUGGGUUAUAACAACCCAAUAUGUAGCUGUGCAGACAACAGAUCUCUGCAACAAACGGAGCAUAAACCUGAUGGUGAAGAAAGCAUCUCAGUCCUCAACCUUUGAUUCGAUACAUGAUGAUGGAGAACACAUUAUCCUUUCCAGAGCCUUUGAUGAGGAUCCUGACACAUGUUGUGUCACCGAGAAUCAGACUAACUCCUGGUGGAGAAUUGAACUGCAGGGGAUUUACAACAUUUCCUGCAUCUCUAUCUAUACUAACCCAAAUUAUGUAGCUUACAUAUCUGGAGCUCAGAUCUAUAUCGGGAACUCUCUAGAGAACAACGGCACCAACAACAGGCUGGUUUACAACAUCACAGCUGACAAAGGACAGGAGAUAAACUAUAAAAAAUUUUAUAUGACUGUCUUCAGCUUUACCACCUCAGCGUUGGGGCGAUACGUCACUGUGUUCAGACCAGGCCAAAAUCAUCUGGUUCUUUGUGAGGUGAACAUCUCUGGCACCGAGAUAAAAUCUCCCUUUAAGCUGAUCAACAUUAGCAAGACCUGGGAAGACUCUCGGUCCUACUGCAGGGCUAAUCACACAGAUCUGGCCUCCAUCCGGGAUGAACAGCUUCAGGUCUUUGCUGAGAUAGAGGCUGAGAAGGCCAACAGUCCCUUUGCAUGGAUCGGCCUUCGCUACGUCUGCAGCAAGCAGUUCUGGUUCUGGGUUGAUCGUUGUACAAUUGAUUAUGAAGACUGUGGCAUAAGAGGAGCCAUGAAAACACAAGGGGAGCAUAAAUGGUUUGAAAGGUCUGAUUAUGAAAAGUUCAAUUUCAUCUGCGCUUUGUAGGGCUGGAAGAUUUUGGCAAAAAUCUAAAUUGCGAUAAUUUUCAACCAACAUUGUGAUUGCGAUUUCAAGUUGAUUUAUCUUUGCAAGCCUGUCAAUUUUUCACUCCAGGGUUUUCGUUUCUUUCCCUUACCUUGAAAGCAUAUUGUUUCAUAGUCCAGUGUUGCAGGGCUUUACUGUAAUAGUUGUUUGAAAAGUUCUUACUUCUACUUGCAUGCAUAGACCUGCAUGCUAGCUGGAAGUUCUCUUUCCUUUUUUGUGGAAGAGAAUCCACUUUAAACAUAUUUCUGCUACCUAGAGAGCUGGAGUAAGAAAACUUUUGUCUCUAAGUCUUGUCAAAUGUAAUGUGACAGAAACUGAGUGUCUGUGCAAUUUCAACAUUGCAUUUUGUUAAAUUGUGAUUAUAUUGCAAAUGUAAUGAUUUACCUAGCUCUAGUGCAUUGUAAUACAACCUCAGCCUAAACACUCCUCCUCUGAUUGUAGCUGUAAUAUUUUCAUUUAAUCAUUUUUGUUUUACUUUAUCCUGA